Messenger RNA from Entelurus aequoreus (snake pipefish), 4846 nucleotides. It is a transcript of the gene kbtbd7, whose product is annotated as kelch repeat and BTB (POZ) domain containing 7. The record is from RefSeq and is a predicted model, not a curated record. NCBI's taxonomy places the organism in Eukaryota, Metazoa, Chordata, Actinopteri, Syngnathiformes, Syngnathidae. Gene Ontology annotation, molecular function: protein binding. Bases 265 to 2154 code for a protein of 629 amino acids. The transcript has a single exon.
UUGACCCCCGGUUGCCGGGUCAAAGCGUCUGUUUUCUCAAAGCUUCCACGCUGAACGACACAAAUGGCGGACCUAAAGUGAACAUUAUGGUCAUUCGUUGGCUACAAACAAGCUUUGGGGCGCGCACAUCCACCGAGAGAUAGCAGGUGACUUGUAAUGUAGCGGAGCGGAUGUGUCCUUGUCGGCUAGCCGAGGAGGUGGAGCGUGAGGCGGCUUCUUAUCUGAAACCUUCCGCGACGUGAGCUAGCAAAAUAGAGCCCGAACAUGGCUUCCUCUUUGGGUUGCUUCAGUGGCCCCGAAGUGUUGGAGGACGUCGGCCACGCCGGGAGUUUGAUGAAGGGGUUGAAGGCGUUGUAUGAUAGUCGUCUUCUCUCGGACGUCGCCAUCGAGGUUGACCUGGACGGAGAGCCCCUGCAGCCCCGCGGUGGUUAUGGCGAUGGGGCCACCAUGAGUGACAGCCCCGUCCAGCUCUUCCUGUGCAGCCGCAACGUCCUCGCCGCUGCAAGCCCAUACUUCAAGAGCAUGUUCACCGGCGGCCUGAACGAAAGUGUCCAGGAGAAGGUGGUCAUCCACGGGGUGGACGCCGAGUCCAUGUCGGUCAUCGUGACUUACUGCUACACGGGCAUGGUGACCAUCACGGAGGGUAACGUGCAGAGGCUGUACGCCGCCGCCAACAUGCUGCAGCUGGAGUACAUCAGGAACGCCUGCUCCAGCUUCAUGAUCCGCCGGCUGGACCUCUCCAACUGCGUGGGCGUCCUAAAAUUUGCAGACACCUACGACAACCCCGAGCUGAAAGCCAGCGCUCAGGCCUUCAUCGCCAGGAACUUUGGCCAUCUGUGCGGCGGCGGGGAGCUGUGCGAGCUGGAUCUGGUCCAGCUGAAGGAGCUGCUCUCCUUGGACACGUUGGACGUGGACUGCGAGGGGAAGGUGUGCUCGGCCGCCCUUCGGUGGAUCGAGGUCAACGCUCCCCAGAAGAAGGAGGAUGCGCUGCAGGCGCUGAGGUGCGUACGCUGGAACCUGUUCACCGAGAAGGACAAGCGCUACCUGGAGGGGCCGGUGGCGAGGCCGUUCAUCGAGAAGCACCUGGAGUCCUUCUUCAACGGACCCGCCGGGGCCGGCUGCUGCACCUUGUCCACGUUCCUGGACGUCCCCAAGCACAGGAUAGGCGUCAGCGCCAAGGAGAUGAUCCUCUUCUUCGGUCUACCCAACGACAACAUCAUGUGCUGCGACCCGUACUCUGAGGAGCUCUACUUCAUGUCCGCUCCUCUUGUGGACCUCAGCAACCAGGACUACAAACGCUCCACCAUGGAGUCCCUCAUCGCGUGCUCCACCCCGGAAAACAACCUGUACUUGGCGUCCCACCUGUCCAAACACUUCUGGCAGUACAACCCGGUGCUCAACAGCUGGAAGGAGCUGGCAGAGAGGCCGCUGGGGAGGAUCCACUCGGGUAUGGGGUACCUCAACGGUCACGUGUACCUCCUCGGGGGCAGGAACCCUGUGACGGACGCGCGGCUGAAGGAGGUGGAGUGUUACAGCGUGCAGAGGAACCAGUGGACCUUUGUGGCGCCUCUGCCUCACUCGUUAGGAAAAAUGCAGGUGGUGGCGCUGAACGACCAACUGUACGUGGUCAACAAGAGGCGCAUGCUGUGCUACGACCCGCGCUGCAACCGCUGGCGCCUCUGCGGCUCGCUGCGGCGGGAGAAGCUGCACAAGGCGUGCGUGUACCAGGACCAGAUCAUCUGCGUGUGCGACAUCCCCGUGGUGAAGGCCUACAACCCGGCCAGGGGGGAGUGGCGGCGGCUGGGCGACAUCCCCAUCGACAGCCACGCCCUCAACUACCAGGUGAUCCAGCACGGCGGCAAGCUCCUCCUCCUCACGCAGACGCUGCUGCAGCACAACAAGAACCGCGUCCUCAUGCACGAGUACGACCUGGCGCGGGAGAGCUGGAAGACCGUCAUGGCCGUCUACGUGGCCACGCUGGGGCCCGUGUGCGUGUCCACGCGCGUCUACCCGGCGUGCCUCGGCUCGGCGCGCAGUUUCCCCACGGAGGAGGACGACGACAGCGGCUCCAGCGCCGACUGGGACCUGGACGGCUUGACGGACGCGGAUUCCGACACAGGCAGCUCUAGCUCCUUCUCGGACGAGAACUGGUAGGCAAGACGUGUUUUUCUGAACACAGCUAGGAUGCUCUCAUGGUGAGCUGGAGCCUACCCCAGCUGACUUAGGAGCCGUGGACUGGCUGGGCUAAAUGUCCCGGGAGCUUUUUAUAGCCCAGUUCCUCCUGAGAUUUGUUUGUUCUUUCAAAAUCAACAUGGCGGGCAGUUUACAAUGUUUUCCACCCUUCCCACUCACAUUCUUCGUUUGCAGACGUGCCGUGAAGCUUUGCUAGUAAAAUAUUCCAAACGUCAAAUUCCGGUGUCGUAGUGUUGAUUUGGUGCUAUGUUUUGUCAACGCACACAGAAGAUGGUUUGAUUGGCAGAAGUGCUACAAUGUCAUACUUCAGCAGAUACCUACAGUGAAACCUGUUCAGGUCCAACACAAUCUGUGGAAAACUCUGUUACACUUUAGCUGUACAGGCAGGUAAAACAAACGUUAGUGUAAAAAUUGUUAAUUAAUAAAGAAACAAUCUUUUUUUAAACCUGAUUAAUCAUGAUUAAUCCCAGUAAAUUACCUGCGUCUAUAGUGAGAAUUACCCUUAAAAAAACAUUUUGACACAAAUGUAAUUUUAUUAUUAGAAUAUCAUACACGAAACUUUAAAAAAAAAAAGUUUACUUCAAUAAUACUCAUCUUUUAAAAAACAAAACUUGGAAAAAUGUGAUCUACACUUAAAAUGCAGUAAAUUAAAUAAAUAGCAUAAUUAAUGUGUUUAAAUAAUAAUGCAAUCAUUUUGAAAUCACGACUGUUGCAGUUCAUGAGGUGAAUUUGACAGCCCUAAUUGAAACAUAAACCUUCACUUUGAUAACAGAAUAUACAUUUCAUAAUAUUAUAAUAAUAAUAAUAAAUGAACUAAAUUGAAUUCUUUUUUUUCAAAAUGUUAAUAAUGACAUUUAAUUGACCCUUGUACUAAAAGUCAAAACAUGCGGAGGCCAUUUUGAAAAAAGAAGCUCAAACUAGUCUCAUUGAUAGGCGACAUAAGGCAGGGGUUCUUCACCCUUUUAGCCUUGCGGCCCAACUUUUCCACUACAGAGGGGCCCAGGGCCCAUUCAAAUAUUAACAUUGAAUGAGUAAUCUUGCUCUUGAUUUUAAUCCUAUUCAAUAAUUAUAUCUAACCUACUUACAGUUGAACAGGAUAAACCUUUUCAAAUGCUAUGGAACCAUGUGUUAAUCACAAUGAUUAAUAUCAAGGCUUAGGUCAGGCUGAUUACAAAAAUAAAUACUGAUCAAAUAUUCUGCAAAAGAAGGGACUCAAAAACUGCUGAAAAAUAAAUGUACUUACAAUUACGGAGUGCUAAAAUAAGUACAUUCUAACUAAAUAAUAAUAGUAAAUAAUAUAUGUUUCUUAAAUAAAUUGUCAAUAAAAUUCAAAAGCAAAUGAAAAUACAGCUUCACCUCUUUAGUCGUAAAUUUUGCGCUUUAGGAACUUCUCUCUGACUUCUGCUCCAGACUUCUUCUGUUUGUUUGAUAUUAUCAUUACUUUUUGGCGGCCCUGUAGAUGGGCCCUGGCCCUACAGUUAAAAAGCACUGACAUAGGUAUUAUUAUUAGUAUCAACAUUUCAGGUUUAUCUUUUUGCUCUUUUUUUCUUACGUUUUUACUGUUGUUUUGGUUUAUAUCAACAGUAUGCGGGGCCGCCCCUCCGAUUUGCAUAGGUCCCUGUUUUUGUGUGAGGAAGCGCAUGUAAAAUGUCAAUGACACAUUCCUAGCUGCUUCCUGCUCUGUCACUGAUGGGAACUUUAUGGCAAAUUUCCUCACAUAGUCCCACUGGCUCACAUAGUGCAGAGCGUUAGACCUUGUCUGGUGGCCCUGGGCACGCCCUGACCAUAUGCUGUGGGCCACAAAUGGGUCCUGAGUCACACUUUGGACACCCCUGGUGUAUCGUCUUGUUUUCUUAGAAGUGUCGCCCUAGGGAAAAAGCCAAAGAUAAAGCAGAACGCACAGUUAAUCAAAAUAAUGCUGACUGAACUGAGGCCUCACAUGACAUGGGACAUCAUAAAUGUGCUACUUUAGAGGCGGAGAUAUACGUAUUAACUUUUUUGUAGGGGUGCAACCUAAAAACGUGUCUUUCCCUUUAAAUCUCAAAACUUUGGGGAUGCAGAGACUGCAAUGUCAAAAAUGUAGCCUGCCCAUGCUGCAGAGUUGCAUUUUCAGCAGGCUUUGCAACAAGGCAGAAUUUUUUUUGCACUUUUCCGAGAGGUCCAAUUUCUUAGAAGUAUGAAAUAGUUUGUGUUGGAUGUAACACAUUAUAAGAUUGCACAGCUGUUUGAAUCGCAGCCAUCGUGCACUGUGCUCACAAUAUUAGGUACACAAAACAUGUGUGUGUUGUGUCUCAACCUGACAUUGUGACCAGUGAGUGCGUUAUGCUGACUCAGGGCAUCUUCACCUUGAAAUAAAUUGUGUGUGUGGGUUUAUAUCAGUAUUUUUAGUUUUAUUUGAUGUUUAGGAGUUUUUAGCUGAUUAUUGAUCCUGUCUUGCCAAAAACUACAACCCAGAUUCCAUUUAUUUACUUUCCCAGUAUUACUAAACCCAUGACCAAAUGUGCUGUCACAUUAGUGUAUUGUUGUAAUAUUUGUGAUUUUUGUAUGCUGUCUAGAUGCAAUUUUAAUGUAUAUUUUUGUGUGUGUUACACAAAACUAUUUUUAUCGUACCUGUCAAAUAAAUCAUGCAAAUAAAACAGUGGAGUGCUUCAAA